Chroicocephalus ridibundus (black-headed gull) is the source of this 9045-nucleotide messenger RNA. RefSeq names its product MIB E3 ubiquitin protein ligase 1 (gene MIB1). Bases 483 to 3503 code for a protein of 1006 amino acids. The transcript has 21 exons. Gene Ontology annotation, biological process: protein ubiquitination; Notch signaling pathway; endocytosis. Gene Ontology annotation, cellular component: cytoplasm. Gene Ontology annotation, molecular function: ubiquitin-protein transferase activity; zinc ion binding; protein binding. NCBI's taxonomy places the organism in Eukaryota, Metazoa, Chordata, Aves, Charadriiformes, Laridae. The record is from RefSeq and is a predicted model, not a curated record.
AGGCGGGCGCCGCGUUCAGGGCCCGCCGCCGCCGGUCUCCCUGGUGCCGCCCCAGUCGCGCCGCAGUUCCCGGAUGUAGCGGCGGGCGCGCGGGGCCGGCGGUGGCUUUGCCGCUGUGGGGUGCGGGCGGGCGCCGCGGGCCGGGGCGGGGGGACGCCGCUGGGGAUGGGCGCGUAAGAAGGUAGGAAGGAAGCAAGGAAGCGAGGAGGAGAGUCGGCCUCAGGCUCCCGCCCGUCGGCUCCCGCCGCCCCGGCCGCGUCCCCCGGCCCGUCGGAAGGGUCCUUCCCGCCGCUCACCGUCGCGUCAGGAUUGCCCCCGUCCCCCCAGCCCCCCUCCCUCCUUCGCCGCACCGGCAGCCGCGGCCCGCGUCCUCUCCCCCCGCGCCCCCGGUAGCCGUCCCCAUCGGGGUCCCCCUCCGCCGCCUGCGGGCUGCGCGGCCCCUCCUGCCGCCCCGGUGCCCGGGCCCGCGGGGCGUCGGCGGGAUGAGCAGCUCGCGGAACAACCGGGUGAUGGUGGAAGGAGUCGGGGCGCGGGUGGUCCGGGGCCCGGACUGGAAGUGGGGGAAGCAGGACGGCGGCGAGGGCCAUGUGGGGACCGUCCGUAGCUUCGAGAGCCCGGAGGAGGUAGUCGUGGUGUGGGACAACGGCACCGCCGCCAACUACCGCUGCUCCGGGGCCUACGACCUGCGCAUCCUCGACAGCGCGCCCACCGGUAUCAAGCAUGAUGGGACUAUGUGUGAUACUUGUCGACAGCAACCCAUCAUUGGCAUCCGAUGGAAAUGUGCUGAAUGCACAAAUUAUGACUUGUGCACGGUUUGCUAUCAUGGGGACAAACAUCACUUGAGGCAUCGUUUUUACAGAAUUACUACACCAGGAAGUGAAAGGGUAUUGUUGGAGUCUCGCCGUAAAUCAAAGAAAAUUACAGCAAGAGGAAUCUUUGCAGGUGCCAGAGUGGUGCGAGGAGUUGACUGGCAAUGGGAAGAUCAAGAUGGUGGCAAUGGGCGUAGAGGAAAGGUAACUGAAAUCCAAGACUGGAGUGCGUCGAGUCCACAUAGCGCAGCAUAUGUUCUUUGGGACAAUGGUGCUAAAAACCUUUACAGAGUUGGCUUUGAGGGCAUGUCUGACCUGAAAUGUGUCCAAGAUGCAAAAGGAGGCUCUUUCUACAGGGACCAUUGUCCUGUGUUAGGUGAGCAAAAUGGUAAUAGAAACCCUGGUGGUCUGCAAAUUGGUGACCUUGUAAACAUUGACCUUGAUUUGGAAAUUGUACAGUCUUUGCAGCAUGGUCACGGAGGGUGGACUGAUGGCAUGUUUGAAACCUUAACGACAACUGGAACAGUUUGUGGCAUUGAUGAAGAUCAUGACAUUGUAGUACAAUACCCAAGUGGAAACAGGUGGACGUUUAAUCCAGCUGUUCUCACCAAAGCCAAUGUUGUCCGAAGUGGAGAUGCUGCUCAAGGUGCAGAAGGAGGUACCUCUCAAUUUCAAGUUGGUGACCUUGUUCAAGUAUGUUAUGACUUAGAGCGAAUCAAGCUUCUUCAGAGAGGUCAUGGAGAGUGGGCUGAAGCUAUGCUUCCAACUUUAGGUAAAGUUGGUCGGGUCCAGCAGAUCUAUUCAGACAGUGACUUAAAGGUAGAGGUUUGUGGGACGUCUUGGACGUACAAUCCAGCAGCUGUCUCAAAGGUGGCAUCAGCAGGAUCUGCUAUAAGUAAUGCAUCUGGUGAGAGGUUAUCCCAGCUACUGAAGAAGUUAUUUGAAACCCAAGAAUCUGGAGAUCUCAAUGAAGAAUUGGUUAAAGCUGCUGCCAAUGGAGAUGUUGCUAAAGUGGAAGACCUGCUAAAGAGACCAGAUGUAGACGUGAAUGGACAAUGUGCUGGACACACAGCUAUGCAAGCCGCUAGUCAGAAUGGCCAUGUCGACAUUUUGAAGUUGCUUCUGAAACAGAAUGUGGAUGUAGAAGCAGAGGACAAAGAUGGAGACAGGGCUGUCCAUCAUGCAGCCUUCGGUGACGAGGGUGCUGUGAUAGAGGUUUUGCACCGAGGCAGUGCAGAUUUGAAUGCUCGCAACAAACGCAGGCAGACUCCACUUCAUAUUGCUGUCAACAAAGGUCAUCUGCAAGUUGUGAAGACUUUACUGGACUUUGGCUGCCAUCCUAGUCUCCAGGAUUCUGAAGGUGACACUCCACUUCAUGAUGCAAUAAGUAAAAAGCGUGAUGACAUCCUUGCUGUAUUGUUAGAAGCUGGAGCAGAUGUUACUAUCACCAACAACAACGGGUUUAAUGCUCUUCACCACGCUGCUCUAAGAGGAAACCCUAGUGCAAUGCGUGUGUUGUUGUCCAAGUUACCACGACCAUGGAUUGUUGACGAGAAAAAAGAUGAUGGUUACACUGCCUUGCAUCUGGCAGCUCUCAAUAAUCAUGUGGAAGUGGCUGAACUUUUGGUGCAUCAGGGUAACGCUAACCUGGAUAUCCAGAACGUUAACCAGCAAACUGCUCUGCACCUUGCCGUUGAACGACAGCAUACACAAAUUGUUAGGCUCUUAGUCCGUGCAGGUGCUAAGCUGGAUAUUCAGGAUAAAGAUGGGGAUACUCCCCUGCAUGAAGCCCUGAGACACCACACCCUGUCACAGCUCCGUCAACUCCAAGACAUGCAAGAUGUGGGCAAGGUAGAUACUGCUUGGGAGCCAUCAAAGAACACAUUAAUAAUGGGACUUGGCACUCAGGGAGCAGAGAAGAAGAGUGCAGCAUCUAUUGCCUGCUUCCUGGCAGCCAACGGAGCUGACCUCAGCAUUCGUAAUAAGAAGGGUCAGUCUCCUCUCGAUCUCUGCCCUGAUCCUAGUCUCUGCAAAGCAUUGGCUAAAUGUCACAAAGAAAAAGUCAGUGGUCAAGUUGGUUCCCGAAGUCCGUCUAUGAUCAACAAUGAUUCUGAAACCUUAGAAGAAUGUAUGGUAUGUUCGGACAUGAAGAGAGAUACUCUGUUUGGCCCAUGCGGACACAUCGCCACGUGUUCUCUGUGCUCACCACGGGUGAAAAAAUGCCUCAUCUGUAAAGAACAAGUUCAAUCUAGGACAAAGAUUGAAGAGUGUGUAGUAUGUUCAGACAAAAAGGCAGCAGUGCUUUUCCAGCCUUGUGGUCAUAUGUGUGCCUGUGAGAAUUGUGCAAGCCUGAUGAAGAAAUGUGUACAGUGUCGGGCAGUGGUUGAGCGAAGAGUGCCUUUCAUAAUGUGCUGCGGAGGUAAAGGUACAGAAGAUACCACUGAUGAUAUUUCAAGUGGAAACAUUCCAGUUUUGCAGAAAGACAAAGACAACACCAAUGUCAAUGCGGAUGUACAGAAACUGCAGCAACAGUUACAAGACAUCAAGGAACAGACUAUGUGUCCCGUCUGUUUGGACCGUCUGAAGAAUAUGAUCUUUCUCUGUGGCCAUGGAACGUGUCAGCUUUGUGGAGACCGAAUGAGUGAAUGCCCUAUAUGCCGCAAGGCAAUUGAACGAAGGAUCCUUUUGUAUUAAGUAGUGGAACCAGUGUCUUUUAUUAGCUUAUGAAAUAAUAAGGACAUUUUGAUGAUUUAAAUCUCUGUAAGUUUGAAAGGCAGUCAAGGGUUCUAAUGAAAACAUUUCUAAUACUGUAGAACAGGUUCAUUACAUGGUAAUUGUUUAAAGACUGUGAACACAUCAAAAAAGAGAACAGUAUUUGAACAGUCAGCUUUUAGCAUUACUCUUAAAAAUAUCUAAGCCUGAAGCUAAUUUAAAGCAGUCUUUUUUUUCAUUUUCUUUCUGUCUUCUUCCCCUUAAAAUGUAAAGGGACAAUCUUAUUUUGGUUUUGUUCAUGUUUUUUUAAUGUAUGUAUCAAGUGUCAAGUGAUGUAAGGGGUUUUUUUUAUAUUGUCAGUUAAUAUCAGAUAUAAAUAUUCAGGAUUUUUGUUUUAUGCUUCUCUGGAGAAUGUGCACAUUUCCUGUGACAGUUAUGAUUCACAAUAUUUCUGUGUUGAAAUAUACAAUGAUGCAAAAUCAAUACAAAGCGAAUACACAGUUGUAAUAACUAUACUAUUCCCAUAAGAUCAGGCUUCAAAAUACAGUCUUAAGGUAAUUCGAACUUCAUCGUGCCCUUUGUUGCUGAGGAUGGGCUGGGAAGGAAACACUAAAAAGACAAAUUUAGUUUAGAAAUAUUACGUUCCCAAAACUGCACUUCAGUCUAACAGGUUCAAGAUAACGUAAAUAGUGAACUUAAUUCUGCUAGCCACAUAAUUUUGUAUGGAAUUGCUUUUAACUUGACUGGAAAGGAAAACAUUGGAGCAAUGUGUCAGUUAUCCAUUUCAGAUGAGUGAAUUUGAUCAGUUGUAGAGGAACAUAUAUAUAUGUGUGUGUAUAUAUAUAUGGGGCAAUUUAAAAAUUCUGUGUCUCUGAAUUAGGAAAAAGCUAGAGAUUCCUUCUCUUAAAUUAGUUUUAUUGUCUCCAGGAAAACAGUGUCAACAGCAAAAGAGAAGACUUAAUAUUGCUUAUUCAUCUAAGUUGGGUGUUAACACCAGCAAUUAUCUGUGAACAUCAAUGGGUAAUACUGCAAAUGAAGGUAUUGCUGACAGAGCAGUGAAUUUUGUGAGCCAUGCUUAGGUGAGUUGAAGUUGGGUGAAGGGAAGUGUCUCUCACUGAUGUGACAUGAAGAGGUGUUCCUGACCCUGAAAGUGCUGCUGUCAGGAACUGCAAACUAUUAACAUUUUGAUAACAAGUACAUCCUUCCAUCUUUUUGGAUGCAAGAAAGUAUGCUGGUUUAAGGAUCUCUUGUAGCUGAAAGGAAUGUGUGCUUACUCCGAAAUGAUUUGACAGUUUCCUGAGCACGUAGUUUAUGUAGCCCUUUGCUAUUGUGCCGACUUCAUUUGGAUGUGCUCUUGCAGAAUAAUAAAGAAAUCCAUACUGGAGUCACUCAGGUGCCUUACUUGCAGCUAAGAUUAGUUUCUCAUUUAAUUCUCAUUGCAUAUGUCAAAAAUGUGGCAAAAGGGAUAGUUCAGGGGAAGAUCCAUGUAAGGGUAAAGGCACAAAAUUGUGAUCUCUUCAGAAAAUCGAUCUUGGUCUUCUGAAGCUUAUGUUGAUGUGCUUGAAUUGUGCAAAUGUUGGCAAAAGUCUCAGAAGAAUGUUACUAGUAAACUGUAAAGAUAGAUGAACUUUUAACCAGUAAGUUUUAAACACUGAAUAGAGUUUUCCAGGAAACAACUAUGGUGAUGUAUUGUAAAAAAUGUAUGUAGAGUGGCUUUUAACAUGGCAAAGGGAUGUAAUACACAGCUUUUCUGUAGCCAUCUUUAAUCCUGAUCCAGAAUUGCAAAUGUUCAUCAUUCUUUCCAGUAAUUUUUCAUUGGACACAAUCUCAAUCUGGAGUCAAUAUAGUAGUCUGUUUUAUUUUGUAUACUAGUAGUCAUCUGUUCUUAGAUAAUCUGUGUAUCUAUCUUUUUGGCCAAAUGAAAUGGCCCUCCCUUUCCUUGCUUCUUGGGUCCUUAUUCUAGAAUAUCAAGACUUCAAGGAGCUUUGGAAAGUUUUUGAUAUAAGGCGCUUUUUUUCUCAUCAGGAUUUCACCUCUUAAGCUCUGAGUGCGUCUGAGUGUUGGCUGCAAUUUUCCUUUGGCCGAUAUGCACGUUGCUAAGUCUGAUUUUUUUUUUUAAAUUUUUUUUUUGUGUGUAGCAUGUUUGACAGUUGAACUUUCUACAGUAGGCUUCAGUUUCCUGUCAAGUCUUCCUCUCAAAGUAAUUUUAUAAUAGGGUGUGCCAUUUGACAAUCCAUUCUGCGUUUUAUCCUGUAGUACAUCAGAUCUGUACCUCAGUUUCCUGUGGCUCUGGUAGACAUAUUUUGAAUAUUGUGUCCUAUUUAUUUUUCAAGGGGACCUCUAUAAACUGUUAUCAGCACAAAGGCAGGGUGGAUUUAUUCUUGAUAAUGCAGUUGGCAUUUUCCUAAUUCUUUUUCACUGGAACUAGCCAGAAUUACUUGAAAGUAUUUCAACUUUGCAUCAGUUGAAUAAUUCAGCUGAGUAAGAACAGAUCUAAAGCAUCCUGGGUGGAAAACUGGAGUCAAAUGUUAAAUACUCCUUGUGUGCAGGAGACACAGGUUGUAGCGUAGAUAGGCAAGUGCUCUGUUAGGUUUGUGCUUUUCAACAGAGAAGCUAUAAGUUACUUUCUAAUACUUAUAAUACUUGGAUGCCAUCACAGUCUUACGGAAAUAGAGACGAUGACAAGUAUUGCUAUAGGAGCAACUGUGGUCUUCUAGACUGUAGUCACACCAGAUGUAUGUGACUAAUUUUAACUGGCCCAAUGAGUCCAAUCACAAACUUAAAUGCAAAGUAUGUCAGUGUCAGGGAUUUAACUUGAUGGUGCCAUAAGAAACAGCUGAAUUAGAGAAACUAGGCAAGCUAACCAACAUGCUUAAAUUAUGAAUAUAGGCCUCUUAUUGACAGGUGAAAAAGCCGUCUCUUACUGGGAACGCUACACAGUGCUUGCCUUUCAGAAAACUUAAUGACAAAAAAUGUUUGCAAAUCCAGUGUCACUUAUAGAAACAGAUACUUGGAUUCACGCACUGCCUUUGGAUUCUGAUGUAGAGGUGAAAGAAUGUUGUUGAGGAAGUUAGUGAGUUCAUUCACUCAAUUUAGUCUGGUAUCAUCUGUGCAGUGUGCACAGAGUGCAAAUGUUUAAUUGGAUAACACUUAAAUAAUCAAAGGACGAAAAACAGAAGCUCAGUUGUAAGCCAGAGGGAAUCAUGAUAAGUAGGACAGUCCUGUGUCCUUGUGCCGCUGUCUUCAUCAAAAGAUGAAAGUAAAAAUCUCAUUAUUACUAUCGUAACCAUUAUUCGGGAGCAAAGUGAAAAUGAGAGAAAAAUCUGUAAGGCAUUUAUCUCUAAUAUACCAUAAAACCAUAAAAUGUAGGGUUUGAAAUGUAGGUUUUUAUUAUGAUUAUCCCCCAGUAUUUAAUAGCAUUUUUGAAAUUAAAACUGCAUGAAAUAUCUCAGUUUGUUUCUUGGAACGAUCAAGAAGAUGCCUAAUAAUAUGCAUUGUUCAGAUGUAAGGUACGCUCAGCUGUUUAACUAAAACUAUUUUUUCAAUUUAGUAAAACACAUAAAUAGUCACAUCAGUACAUGGUGAUUUAAAGUAUGAAGACAACCUAAGAGGCUAACAGAGUAUGCUAAAUAGCUGUAUCUUGUUAACUUUUGUGUAACUAAGACUUUUUUUUCCCGAAACCUACUGUCACUUACUAUACCCCAAGCUCAUACGGCACUUCUCAGAAUUUGGGCUAUUAUUACCUACUUUGCAUUUGUUGAAAUACUGUGCACUUGUAUGUUGGGGUUUGGAGGAAUCCCUUUUUGCUGAAGUGGACACUGAAAAUCAGACCGGCAAGAGAAUAAACAAGUCACUUUGUAAAUGUGAAAGUUUGAUUAGGAGGGGUCGUUCUUAAGUUGGACUGGGUGAGGAUAUAGCAGAUUUGCACAAGUACUUGUGCCUUGUUAGCAUAGUCUUACAAUCGGUAUUUUAGCUUCUUUUAAAGACACGAAAUGGUCUUUAAAAAUAGUCUGAUUUAAGCCCUUAUUGUGUAGAUAUUUUCUAGAGAUGAAGUUUUAUGUAUGCCUAAUUAUUUUUAGCAGUAUUAAUUGCAGAAUUGCAGUUUGUGUAAACACUAAAUUGUUUGAAGAGGCUGCUUUGAGCUAGUGAUCUAAGCUUCCUUUACAAAAUUAAAUGUCAGAAGCUUAAUUUUACUCUUCCAGUAGCAGCUGGUGAACCGAAGAGCCUAUCCUGUUCUUUGUGCUGCAUGGGUCAAGUUUUCACUUAAAAAAGAAAAAAAACCCAACACCCAACAGCACUACAGGCUAACUUUUAGCAGUGCUACCUCCUUUCUGUCAAAGUACUGAAUUCCUCUCUAGUUGUUCUUUGUCUUUGGAAAGGGAUGGGAAACACAUCAGUUUUGUUUUAUUUCAUCAGUUUUGAUGUCUGAAUACAUUACAAAGGUUUUUCACUGACUGUAUAAAUUACGUACAAUAGAAGUGUGUGAUUUGCCACAAUGUACAUUGUAUAUCAUUCUUGCUUAAGUUGCUAGAAUUUGUACUAUUGUCUUUUUAUGCAUUUCAUAACUUUUUUUGUGUUGACAAAGCAAAACUGUUAUCUGCAGAAGUUUUAGUACGUGCCAUUUUUAUAGCUAAGCCUGUGGUAAAUACAAAAGUUCUGACUCAGGGCUUUUUAACAACUUAAACACGUUCACAAUAUUCUUCAGCACAUCUUGGAGAAUAUUAGAGAUUUAAUGACUGUACAGUGCCUUGAUAGAACUAUUGAAUGGGCAGCCGCCAUAGAGUCCUUACAGAAUGCAAGUAUCUUUUGAAUCCAGGUGAUGGGUUGAUGUUAAUAUAAUUGUAAUACCCCUGCCAUGGAUUUAUAAACUUGUAUAUAUUUUCUGUAAAGGAAAAUUUGGCAAACUUAGGUUUUGCUAAGCUUUCUGAAAGUUGUUUGAUUGUCGCACCGGUCAUGGGGGUCUGAAGGGCAUAGCAUUCAAAUUUACAGAAGCAGCAUUUGUGACCGAGAUGGCUGAUAAAAUGUUCUGUGUGUGAUGUUUUUAGUGUGAGGGGAGGGGUCAUUGUAUAAACGAAAAUGUAAAAAUACCUGCUUUACUCUGGCCCAGUAAGUCUUUUAUAGGAGAGAGAGAGAGAAAUAAUCGGCAACAAAUCUGUAUGUUUGCAUGCCAUGUCAUAGUUAAAAAAAUUUAAGUCUCAUUUUGACCUUCUAGGAAAUACUUUCUUUGUCCCGAGCUUAGUGUCUUUAUGAAUGCAAACUAUUCGUAUUAGAAAACAGGUUUUUACUGAACCACAGGAACAUUUUUUGCUUUUGUUAAAACCAACUUUGUAUUUUCAGUAAACUGUAGAUUUUGACAUGACUGUUUAUUGGAUAAAUUUAAGGUCGUCUGUGUGAAUGUAGUGGAUUUCUGUAUGCGGAUAGCAUUAUAUAAUUGCUUUCAUUAAAGCCGCUUAGCAAGGUCUAAGCUUUUUCAAAGGAAAUGCUAAUGUACUGUAUGGUUAAUAAAACUUAUUAUAUAUGCUGA